Frieseomelitta varia is the source of this 764-nucleotide messenger RNA. It is a transcript of the gene Csl4, whose product is annotated as exosome complex component CSL4. Gene Ontology annotation, cellular component: cytoplasm; nuclear exosome (RNase complex). Lineage: Eukaryota; Metazoa; Arthropoda; Insecta; Hymenoptera; Apidae. The transcript has 5 exons. Gene Ontology annotation, molecular function: RNA binding. Gene Ontology annotation, biological process: RNA processing. The record is from RefSeq and is a predicted model, not a curated record. Bases 108 to 704 code for a protein of 198 amino acids.
AAAAUUGUACAUAACCUCUAAACUGUUUACAAGCUAUGUUUAUUACUUUCUUGACACAGGAAACAAAUUAAAUACAGGAAAUAAAUUUGUUUUAUUUCUGUGACGAUAUGAGCAAAGAUAAAGACAUUAUUGUAUGUGUGCCAGGGCAGAGGUUAUGCGUAUCCGAUAAAUUCAAUAUUGCUGGACCAGGAACUUACGAACAACAAGGUUAUAUCUAUUCGAAAUUAGCUGGUGUGAUAAAGUUGAUACAAAAAGAAAAUACUCGUACUAUAGAAGUCCAUGGAAUAACAGAACAAAGUAUUGUACCUGCGCCUGGUGACAUUGUUACAGCCAUGGUUACCAUUGUCAAUCAAAGAUUUUGUAAAUGUAGUAUAAAAUGUAUAGGUGAUAUUGUAUUGACAAGACCUUACAGAGGAAUUUUAAGGAAAGAAGAUGUUCGCGCAAUAGAUAAAGACAAUAUUCAAAUGUACAAAAGUUUUAGACCUGGGGAUAUUAUUCUUGCAAGAGUUAUGCCAAUGACAGAAGCACAUACUUAUCAAUUAAGUACAGCAGAAAAUGAAUUAGGAGUAGUGAUAGCACAUAGUGAAGAAGGUGUAGCUAUGAUACCUAUUAAUUGGACACAAAUGCAAUGUCCCAAAACAUUACGAAAAGAAUUCAGAAAAGUAGCAAAAGUAGUACCAGAACAUGUUAUUGCAGAACAAUAACAUAAAUUCGAUUUCAAUUAUCAUAUCUGUUAUCAUAUUUACUGUGUGCUGAAGGAAAAU